AUGACGGAUGAAGAGAAGAAAUCCAUAGAUCAAUAUGGUAGACGAACGUGGAAUGUGGAACUUUAUGAGAAAGAAGCCAAAACCUCGAAGAAGCCGCAAAAAACCACGACUGGGUCAAUAAUCCCAACUUCCGUCAUUAAUGAUGAUAAAUCAUCAUCAGAUUAUAUCAAGCAUAGAAAUACAUUAUUGAAUGAUCUGUUGAAUGCCGUUAAAGUUCAUAAUCUUAUUGAUCCUUCUAUCUCAUCUUCGACAUCUAUGGCAGGGAAGAAUAAACGAUUUGGAUUCUUUUGCCCUAUUUGUAAUUUAUCAUACCGAGACAAUUUAGCUUUGAUAGAUCAUUUCAAUUCAUUACAACAUGUUAGGAAUGCCAAUGAAUUAAGUAAAGCGAGAAAGAAGGCAAAUAAGAGUGGUAAGGAAGGUGUAGAUGGAGAGGAUGAUGAAGAAGAAGAAGAAGAACCUGAAGAAUUGGAAGGAGGAAUACGACGUGCUACGACGAAAGAAGUCAUUGCUACCAUAGAAGCAUUAGUUCAGAAACUGAUACGAUUGAAAGGGCAAGAUAAUAAGUCUAAUCAACUUUCAUUUUUACAAAGGGUAGAAAAGAGAAAGCAAUUUGACCAAAAAAGAAGGGAAAAAAGACGUGAACAAAGACUUCGAAGUAAGUCACUGAAGAAUAAUGAUACAUUGAUUGAUCAGGAUCACCAUUCCAUGGAAAUAGAGUCAUUAAUGGGUAUAAAUAGUUUUGGUAGUAGUAAGAAAUAG
Scheffersomyces coipomensis is the source of this 759-nucleotide messenger RNA. Its product is annotated as U4/U6-U5 snRNP complex subunit. Gene Ontology annotation, cellular component: spliceosomal complex; U4/U6 x U5 tri-snRNP complex. The record is from RefSeq and is a predicted model, not a curated record. Bases 1 to 759 code for a protein of 252 amino acids. The transcript has a single exon. Gene Ontology annotation, biological process: mRNA splicing, via spliceosome. Lineage: Eukaryota; Fungi; Ascomycota; Pichiomycetes; Serinales; Debaryomycetaceae.